AUGAAAAUUCAAACAUUAUUCUGUGUGGGACUCCUAUUAGCAUUCGCGACAUCAUCAGCAUCUUUUUGGGAAGGGCUAAGCCAACUCACACACAAAAAGACCUCUUUUUUAAAAUGGGACUUUAACGUUGACAGACUAGCAAACAAUGUUGGCCGCCUAACCGGCGACACACAUUUUUUGGCUGUUACUGAUGCAGUAGUCCGCAACGCGGAGAGACAGAUGCUAAAUCUGUUCAUCCAGAACCCUGCAGUGGGAAUUACUAAAGAUGUGAAUAGGCUUUGUCGCGAAAUUGAGUCUUCGAGCGCCCGCCUUGUGAUAAGCCUUGACCAUCCGGCUUGGGAGCCUGCAAGGCAACAAGUUACGCAGUAUUUAGAGGGAAGAUCAAGAGAAUUUGGAUUACGGUUGGCGUCUCACAUCAGGGGAGAUGCGAGGUCGCCAUCUGCGGGCCUCGUUGACCUGCUGGCGAGCUUCAGUAAAAGCUUACAAAAUGCCGUGUCACUCGUUGAAAAUCCAUCAAAAUCAUCAGAUGCUUUUGAAGAGUUUACCUUUGCAAGUCGUAUGGAUGACUUGACCGUCGGAAGAAUUGUCGGUGAGGGCAUCGCUGAAAAGAUCCGCGACAAAGUGGUAGGUGGUGACACGCACGCGGCACUGACAGACAUUGCAAACAUCUUCUGUGAUUUCGGAACUUUGAUGACCGCCUAUGUGACUGGGCUGGCAAUUUGUACUGCUGGUCUUGGCGCAGCAUUGUGUGGCGUGUCAAUAAUAAUAUGCGGAGGUGGGACGAUAAUCUAUAUCUGUCGACUCUUACAAAAUUUAGAUAAAGUGUUCAAAACGUUGGGGGUUGGACUGUAG
Messenger RNA from Lachancea thermotolerans CBS 6340, 852 nucleotides. Its product is annotated as KLTH0H05412p. The record is from RefSeq and is a predicted model, not a curated record. The transcript has a single exon. The coding region runs from base 1 to 852 and encodes 283 amino acids. NCBI's taxonomy places the organism in Eukaryota, Fungi, Ascomycota, Saccharomycetes, Saccharomycetales, Saccharomycetaceae.